Molecule: messenger RNA, 6440 nt
Organism: Toxotes jaculatrix (banded archerfish)
Lineage: Eukaryota; Metazoa; Chordata; Actinopteri; Toxotidae
Gene: cep85
Product: centrosomal protein 85
Exons: 12
Coding region: 2405-4660 (751 amino acids)
Cellular component (GO): centrosome
Source: RefSeq, a predicted model, not a curated record
UGUUUUGAAGUCUGCCUGUCAGAGGUGGAGUCCCAGUUUGCACUCUAUACAGCCAGGGUUGGGUGCUUUGAGGUUUUUAUAAUAGUCGACUGCAUUCAUACACGUCACAGGAUAUCUGUAUUCUACAACACUGUUCAUCAUUAAACUUCUGUGCAUAAAGCUGAUAUGAAAUUUGAGAGCAGUUAUAUAAUGUAUUAGGGGGUGAGCAGCCACACUUGACCCUCUGACUCAACCCCAACCCAUUUUUUGUGCUGAAGCAAGCGUGAAAACUGUCUUCACGUUUGUGUUGUUGUUUCUUAUGCUAUUUAUAGAGUGAGAUAAAUGUUCAUGAUCCAUCAUGGGUGCUUUGGAGAUUUGCAGAGGUAGAUUAAAGUCCUACCCAAAAAAUGCCCCAAGGCUCUGCGCAGCUGCCCUGGUGUUAUUGCUAAUUGGGAGGAUGGGGCGUUGGGAUACUGGGACUGGAUGGCUAAAUGGAAACUGGACUCACUCCUGUGGUUUGAAAUGUCACUUUCAACAAGCUUUGUUUUUUCACAUUACCGCAGUUUGAAAUGGGCAUAUACCACUAUAUUGUACUAUACUACAGUAUAGUGGAAAAAAUAACAGAUACUUGCAUCAGAAUAGUUCCAUGUAAUGGCUGGCCAUCUGGGAUGGGUGGUCCCUUGUGCAACAGGAAACACUGCAAAAUAAUAGAGCGAAAAGCUGUCACAAGUGAACCAACACUCUACAGUUUGAGUUCAUAAGGCUGAUAUUUAUGCCCCGGCUGCCAGUUGGAAACUUUUCAUAACAACUGCAAACAGGUCACUGUUUUUUCGCCCCCUGCACCAAGUUACAUUUACUUGUGUUGGGUGUGGUGAAAAGCAGUCUUGCACCCCACAGUCCCAAGGAUGCCCUUAACACAGAAGUUCUUUUGCCAUUUUUUAAACGUUGUUGUGGAUUUGUACUGGUAAUUUGGUAAUUGACAGGUAAAUGAGGCAAUUUUAUAGGACCUUGUAGGACCUUGCACACCACUCCAUAUACUGAUGUGUGUUUUUGUGCUUUGCUUGUCACCAUGGUGAAUUAAACAGUCUGUGCUCGCUUCUCAUCUUGUGUCCAGUCACCGGAUCUAAACAUCACUAAACCUCAAAGGGAAAGGUGUGGAGAACAAUUAGUGGUGUUAGCAGAUGUCUUUUACGUCUUUCAAAGAACUGAAAACACUUCUUCGAGAGGUGUCUAGUGUUACCCAGCCAGCCCCCAACACUGCCAUCACACAGCUCAGGUCUUGUAAGGCAACAUUCUUAGAAGGAUUGAAACUGCAUUCGAGCAAAUGGCAGCUGGUCUUGUUAUAAAAUACUUCAGAUUAAUUAUUAGGUUUGUAUUAUUUCAUCCAAUCCUGUGCAUGUUGUGUGUGUGUGUGUGGUUGUUUCUGAAUACAGUUCAGUUAUAGCUGUCUUUGUGUAGGAAUGAAUGUAACUGCUUCUUGCAGGCCUCACUUGUUUAGUUCCAACUGUUGAGCAUGCUGUUGGUGCUGCUACAUGUUUGUCCAGGCUCUUAAACUGACAGCAGUGCCUAGCAACAUGACAAUUAGCCCCAAAUUUAGCCACAAUAAUGACCUGUUGUAGAUAAUACUUUAUAGCAUACAUAGAACACAAAAUAAACAGCUGUAGAAGACCAAAGCAUUAAUAAAAAAAAACAAAACAGGACGUUAUUUUAAAAUUUUAAUAGCUCCGUGUUCGAAACAUUCUUUUUUAAGGCUGAGAUUGUUUUUGUGAUAUACUUUGCAAAGGCAGGAAUGUCUGUUGAGCAAAGAUCUAGCAGAAGUUCUUCUUACAGAGUAGUUUAGACUUGUUCUUGCCGAUCAUGAAUCAGUGGAGCCUGGAGGCUUCUAUGAUAUUUGAAGUUUUACCUUCCUGAAAGCUUGAUGUUCUUUCCAUAAUACUAUCGUCUUUUUACUAAAAACAUUUUUUUCUCUGUGAUUCAAAAAGAGUCACUUGUUUAAUGAAGGUGUAGUUUAAACUUAGCAGAGAAAACAUAUCCCAUUCACUCUUUGACUGUGGAUGUACACGUGCGUGAUGUGUGUUACAGUGGGAGGAGGCAAGGUGCUUAAAUAAGCGGCACCCACAGAUCACUCUGUAACUUGAGAGGUGGGCUAUAAAUACCCCUAACCUUUCCUGUGUACGCCUGUUUGCGUUUGCUCAGAGGUUGGUACAGGCUGGUUUGGCUGUUCGAGGACAAUACGGCUUUGGGCACAGGGCCUGCCUGCUGCACGGCUGUCUGUCUUGGCUUCAGAAGUUGAUUUGGUUAGACCAAGAAAUGCAGAAGGCGGAUUGCUGUUCCGAUUUAAAGCGCUCUGCAGCUCAGCUCACCUCAGUUCAGCUUUAGAGAAAAAAAUGCCACAGCUAAUAACAUGUUUGUUGCGUUCAAGUGAAUGCCGGGUUUCCAGACUUCAGCAGGUCUCUCAGAUUUCUGCAGUUCUAGCAGCAGCCCCUCUUUCCAGCCCAUCCGCAGUCAGAUCCCCAUUCCCACUGCACAUGUCAUGCCAUCCACGGCCGGAGCCCCGGCCUCUAAGCCCCAGUCAUGUGUCCAGGAGGACUGCUUGUCCUCACUUGAGGGUCACAGGUCUUCCUCUGGCUCCAGGACCCCGAGUGGCUCCACCUCGAAGUCUUCCUCUCUCUCCAAAUCAGCAUCUUCGCCUAACUUGGAUGCUCAGGCUGGUGUAGGAGGCGAUCCUGUGGGGCCAAAGCCAGACUGCCUGAGCCGCUACCGCAGCCUCGUCAAUGGACUGGACCACUCGCUUUUCCCAUCAGAUCACACACGGUUGGAUGAGGGCCAGAGGUUUGACACUCCUGCUGUAGAACCUACUCUAAAUCAGUCAGCCCUGUUGGGGGGGUUAUGCCCUGAUGUCAGACUCCGAUUACAGACGAGCGGGAUUAGAGACAGCCCAGACUGCGUGUCUGAGGCCUACAGAGGCGGCAUGGAGCACAGCUAUAAGGUUCUGCCUGAAGCUAGGCCUGGGGUUCCCGGCACAGCAGAAACCUCUACUCAGAGGGGCAGUCAGCCUGGUGCAGCUGGAUCCGCUGGAGUUUAUGCAAGCCCUCUCAGCCUGCAGACACAGGCUCUGCUGAGGGAGCAUACAGGCUCCAAGGGUUAUGAGCCACUGCGGCAGGAUAGAUGUAGUGAACUAUCCAGCUGGCAGCAACAACAGCAACAUAAGCAGCAACUGGAGAGUUUACGCCUUCAAGUGGAACAAAUGCAGUUGAUGAGCUCUGGAGUGGGUCAGUACCCAUCUCUGUACUCAAACCCUGUUCACCCAGAGUCCGGCAAAUGGGAUGCUCUGGUCAAAGCCAGUGAGAGUCUGUUAAAGGAGAAGGAGCUUAUCAUCGAGAGGCAAAAGCAGCAUAUGGCCCAGUUGGAACAGCGUCUGAGGGAAAGUGAGCUGCAGGUCCAUGGAGCCCUCCUGGGCAGAGGGGCUUCAUAUGGGGACAUGUGCAUGCUGCGGCUACAGGAAGCUCAGAGAGAGAAUGCCUUCCUGAGAGCGCAGUUUACCGAGCGCACAGACUGCGUUGCCCUGGAGAAAGCAGAGGCCGAGCGCAGACUGGGAGCAGUUGAAGCGGAGACACGCCGACUAACUGACAGUCUGAAGGAGACCUGCGAGAGACAUGGAGAGGAAAUGAAGAAACAGGAAGAGAGGAUUCGCAGUCGAGACAAGCACAUCAACAACCUGAAGAAGAAGUGUCAGAAGGAGGCGGAGCUGAAGAGAGAGAACCAGCAGCGUAUUGAGACCCUGGAGCGCUAUCUAGCUGACUUGCCCACCUUGGAGGACUACCAGAGCCAGAACAAGCAGCUCCUGGAGGCUGAACAGCAGGCAGCCCAACUACAGGAGAAAGUAAAAGAAUUGGAGGUCUGUCUAGAGACGACGUGCUCCCAACUACGGGAAAAAGACGCACAGCUGGAGGAGCAGAAACGCAGGGAGAGAGACCUGCUGACCACCAUUACUGAUAUGCAGCAGCGGGUGCAGCAGGGCCUUGAGGACGGAGCCCGACUGCCUUCUCUGGAUAUCGAGAAGCUCAGAGGAGAGAACAACAGUUUGAGAGAGGAACAGCAAAGGCUCAAAAAGGUCAUUGAGAAGCAACACCGAAUGAUGGAACAGCUUGGCUCCCAAAUCCAGGCUUUGGAGGAGCAGAUAUCUCAGGAAGAGAGCAGCUCUCAGGCUCUCAGAGAGGAGGUAUUGGCUAAAGAGCAGAAUGUGCUGGAGCUCCACACAGCCAUGAAGGAGCUGUCAGCCCAGAACCAGGAGCUGAUGGAGCAGAAUCUGACCCUGCAGGAGCAGAUGAGCGAUCCAGAGCAGAGGAGCACCAACCAGGCGUCCUCUGCUCUGCAACCAGCCGGGGCUCGUCUCACACAGAGGCUUCAUGUGGAGAUCGCCACCUGCCUCAGUGACCUGCGCUCCCUGUGCAGCAUCCUGACCCAGAGAGCUCAGGGACAAGACCCCAACCUGUCCCUGCUGCUUGGUCUCACAACACCUCCACCGGUGGCAGAGCAGGACGAGGACUGGAUGAGUCCAGAGGUGCUGCAGAAGAAGCUCGUCGAAGCUCAGCAACUCCGGCGAGAUGUCGAGGAACUGCGCAACGUAAUACUGGACCGUUACGCACAGGACAUGGGAGAAAACUGCAUCACCCAGUAACCUUGCCACACCCGCCCAGGUGAUGGAGGACACUUGUAGAAGCCCCCCCCCCCCCAUCUUCACCUCAGAAGCAUCUUAAACGGGCCUGUCUUUCAUGCCUAGUUACUGAAUGUCAGAAAGAGGACUGGAUUUUAAUUUUCUUAAAAUGAGGACAGAGGAAAGCCCAAAUGGUUUAGCUUCUACUUCUCUCGACUGACUGAAUGUCGAGUCUCAAGCCUGCCUGUAGCUCAGACCCCCACCCCACCCCGGUGAGUUCAUCUAUUUCUGUCCAAGGGCUAACAGAAAAUAACUUACCUCUAAUACUUGAUCCUUAAAGCAUUGUGUGCGUGCGUGCGUGUUUUUUUUGUUUUUUAAAUAAUGACGUUACCAAACAGUCUUAUACUUUUUGUUCAUUUCCAGCGGAUAAUUAUCUGUGUAGAAGUCCCACAUAUAUAAUUUAUUUAAAUCUUAAUUUCCCUCCUGAGGGGAAUUGUCCAAGAAUUGGUUGACAAUCAACUGCAAAUAUUUUAACCUGUGCUUUUAACUGAAUUCACUAGGAAAUGUUACUAACGUGCCAUUAUUUACAAUGGCCAACACGGUAACGUUAGACUCAGCUGUGAGGUAUGAGACUUAACAACUGAACGGUUUAAUACCAAAUCAGCUUCUCACACCAACAGUCCUACAACAGUUUUAUUACCAAAGAAAAACUCUGGUCGAGGCAGUUGUGCGAGUCUCUGAAUGUUUGUGAACGCUCCUCUCUGCUGCAGACCUUGUUCUGAAUGAUUACCAACAUGUGCCUUUCUGUCACGUUUGCAACCACAAUGCUGAUUCAUUUAAGACCAACCACAAAGGGCUGUUUGCAGCGGACUCUUCCAUUAUGACUUUUCUCUCAGUGUGUCAACCAGUAGGAUAGUCAAUACAUUCCCUGACUCUGAAUGUAGCAGAUAACUGCGGGCCGCGUCGCAGAGUUUGUGGAGGCCCCUACACUGUUUUUGUUCCCAGUAGAUAAACGAAGUUAAGUAAAACUCAUUAGUCUGGGUGAUCUUUGUAGAAUCUGCUCUGUGUAGAUGAAUAACUUCACAGCAUACUGUACAUUUCAGUCGAUGAUGGCUUCGACAGAGUGGUUAAGUGUUUGAUAAAUGUAUGCCAGAGAUACAGUAUUAAUCUUCAGUAUUAUUUAUUUUUCUUGUUUGCAUUGACAAUUCGGUGUGAAAGCGUUUUGGGUCCUCCUAAUGUGUUGCUGUAAUAAUGUGCUAAUGUUGUUUGAGCAAACUUGGCAUCAACAUUGUGUAAAGGUCCCAUGAAGUGGCUUUUAGAUUGUAAUUUUCUUCUGUGGUGUUCGAUAUGAGACCGCUGAGGUUAAUUCGCUCUCUUCAGGUGAAAGAGGGACACGAUUUAAUCCCAAGCGCCGAUGGCGGUGGGAGGGGUUGGCUGGAUCACCCCUAAAUCACCGAUCACAUAGUACCGGUUGGAAUUUUAUAUUUGCCCUGAUUUCAGGAUAAGCCAUUUAAAAAUAAAACUUGACACUUUACAGGAAGAGAGAUGGAUUUUAAUAUAAAAAUAUGCAACAAAGACUUUUUUUUGAGAAAUUAUACAGAACAACACACCCAGGGACACACAAGCCAUUUUUCAUUUCAUGGGACCUUUAAACUCGAGUAGCACAAGAUUUCUCUUUGGAAAGUCAGGUUCCGCAUGCCUUAACAUCUCAAACGUUUUGCGAAAGGGAAAAAGAUGUUUAUAUUUUCAUACUUUUGUCUUUGUUUGUAUUUGCAUAUUUUAGAAAUAAAGAUUUUCAUUCAAA